CAGCCUCCUCCAAACUAUUUCCUGUUGCUGCAGCGUUAAUGCUAAACAGACCUUUCUGUCUCGUCUCUCUACAGCCAAAGUGCGGAGGCUCCGCUGCCGUCCCGGCCUUUCCCAGGGGAAGUUCAGCACUUUGUCCCACGGCAGCACGGGGUCAGUGCCCGCCCCAGUCCCUCCCUCUGCUCAUCCCACCGAUGGCCUUUGCCCCUCGUCCCGUCUUUGUCCCCGUGCCCCAAGGCAAAUAGACGAAGCUCAUGGGUUGUGUCCCACGGCGGAAGGCCCAUCCCGGUACCGCAGAUCCGCUUGGCACCGGGUCCUGGAGGAACCACAUCCUGCCCAGCCCUGCAGGAAGGGCAGAGGGGGGUGGGAGUGGGACCGUGUGCUCAGCGCCCAGCCGGGUCGGCACCGGGCCCCACUCACCCCAUGUCCCCCAGAUGCCCCACAUGCGCUGUCCCCAGGGGCCCUGAGCGCAGCCAUGGAGAGCCGCAAGCAGGACAUGGAGCUGCUGAGCAACAGCAUGGCUGCGUACGCACACAUCCGAGCCAACCCCGAGAGCUUCGGGCUGUACUUCGUGCUGGGCGUCUGCUUCGGGCUGGUGCUGACGCUGUGCCUGCUGCUGCUGCGCAUCUCCUGCCGGCCCCGCACGCAGCGCACGGCGCGGCCCGGCCCCGCCGACCUCAGCGAGGACGACGACGACGAUGAGGAUGAAGAGGAGGACACGGUGGACCGCGCCGCCUCCGAGUCGCUGCUGCCGAUGACCGAGAUCCCGUUGGAGCGCCACAGCCCCGGGGACGGCGCUGCUCCCAUCAACGUCUUCGCGUCGGCCGAGGAGUUGGAGCGGGCGCAGCGCCUGGAGGAGCGGGAGCGGAUCAUUCGCGAGAUCUGGCGCAACGGGCAGCCCGACCUGCUGGGCGCCGGCACUUUGGGCCGCGGGCAUUACUACUGAGCGGAGGCCGCGGGCAGCGGGAAGCCGGCCGGACGGGGCGGCACCUCGGAGCGCCCUCAGCCCGCCGCUGUGGGACGCGAUGCACUUGGAGCCAUUGGUACGAAGCCGGGGGGGCCCAGCAGCCCCACGGGUGAGGACAGGGCUGUGGGCGCUGCCCCCGGCGCGGUGCUCCCCUGCCCGGUUCCCGUUCCCGUUUCCAUGCCCGCUGUCUUCGGCCUUUCCGGCCCGGCGCGGCUCCGGAUGUUUACCGGUGGGCUCAGAGCUGCUCUCGUUCCCCCCAGCCCGUGCCGCUCUCAGCCCCGCCGCCCCUCCUUCCACAUCUACAAAAAUAGCUCCUUCCCAGCCUGG
Molecule: messenger RNA, 1291 nt
Organism: Centrocercus urophasianus (Greater sage-grouse)
Lineage: Eukaryota; Metazoa; Chordata; Aves; Galliformes; Phasianidae
Gene: EVA1B
Product: eva-1 homolog B
Exons: 4
Coding region: 473-943 (156 amino acids)
Source: RefSeq, a predicted model, not a curated record